Molecule: messenger RNA, 609 nt
Organism: Annulohypoxylon maeteangense
Lineage: Eukaryota; Fungi; Ascomycota; Sordariomycetes; Xylariales; Hypoxylaceae
Product: Mss4-like protein
Exons: 3
Coding region: 1-435 (144 amino acids)
Molecular function (GO): carbon-sulfur lyase activity
Source: RefSeq, a predicted model, not a curated record
AUGACUCCUCUUCCCGGGGGCUGCUAUUGCGGCUUGAUCAAGUACACCAUUACUCUUGAAGAUCCCGAAACUGAAGCUCGCACAAGUAUCUGCCAUUGUGGCAACUGCAAGAAGUUCACAGGUUGCGAAAGUGGGGUCACAACUAAAGUCCCCAAGUCUACAUUUGAGGUCACGCAAGGAAAGGAUCACAUAAAAGUGCACGAAGCUGAUAAUGGGAAUGGAGUAUUACUACAUCGAGAGUUCUGCGACACUUGUGGGGGUCCCUUGCUGGAGUACGGGGCAAACGCAGGCGACAACAUUUACAUAUUUUAUGACACAAUGGAAGACCAUGCACGUGGCCAGGUUGAGCCCAAGGGUGAGUUCUUCUGCAGGCUUCGUGAUCCUUGGAUGCCAGAAAUCGAGGGUCUCUUCCAAAAGCAAGAAAUUAAGCAGUAAAGAACAAAGGAACAAACUUUCUUAACUGAAGAGACGAUAGAUUGGUGUCAUGGGAUUGAGAUUGUGAGGUAUUUCGUUAAUUCUCGAACGGGACCUAGACAAGUCCCCUCAAAAGUAGGUACUUUAGAGUGUUUAGCCUUCUAGUCGGGGGGCUUUCCUUUUGGCCGACAUAGG